CGUAAGAUCCUGAUUUAUCAAAUCCGAGACUUAUGACCGUCUCGAAAGAUUUAGGGUAAAACCUGCUCUAAAUCGAUUACCAGACAGGCCGUCGCCGGAGAUGAAGACUUCAUAUAUGAAGUUGAGGGGCAGCCAAUAUUUCCGGCAGCGUCUCCUCCUUUCGACCCUCUCGUCGACGCCGAUACUCGUAGAGGAUAUCCGAUCCGAGUUUACCUCUCCGGGACUUCGUCCCUAUGAAGUCUCGCUCUUGCGCCUCCUUGAGAAAAUUUCCGAUGACUGUACCGUCGAGAUCAAUGAUACAGGAACUAAACUGAGGUACAAACCGGGGGUUUUGAUUGGAGGGAAAAGCGUUGUUCAUGACUGUGGCCUAAGCAGAUCAAUUGGUUACUUUUUGGAGCCAUUGAUUGUGCUUGGACUCUUCGGAAAGAGGGCUCUCUGUAUCAGGCUCAAAGGGAUAACCAAUGAUUCUAAGGAUCCAAGUGUUGAUACUUUUCGGACAACUACAUUGCAUAUACUCAAACAUUUUGGUGUCUCUUUGGAUGGUCUCGAGUUAAAAAUUGAAAGCCGAGGUGCUGCUCCUCUUGGUGGUGGAGAAGUUGUUCUUGUAGUUCCAAUUGUACCUAGUAGCUUAACUGCUACAACAUGGAUAGAUGAAGGAAUGGUUAAGAGAAUCAGAGGAGUGACUUUCUCAACUAGGGUUUCACCUCAGUUUGGAAAUCGCAUGGUUUUUGCGGCUCGUGGGGUCUUCAAUCGACUACUUCCAGAUGUUCAUAUAUUUACGGAUCAUAGAUCUGGCCAAUCUGGUGGAAGAUCACCUGGCUAUGGCAUUUCUGUGGUUGCUGAAACCACAACAGGUUGCUUAAUUUCAGCAGACAUGGCAGUUAGCCAUCCAAAAACUGAGAUAGAUGCUCUCAUGAAUUUUGAGGAGAAGUCGGAGCUCAUGUCUCCCGAGGAUGUUGGGACUCAAGUUGCUUCUAUUUUACUUGAGGAAAUUGAGGGUGGUGGUGUGAUUGAUUCAUCCCACCAGGGUCUCUUAUUUCUUCUUUGUGCUCUUUGCCCGCCUGAUGUUUCUAAGGUUCGUGUUGGAAAGCUCACGCCUUACAGCAUUGGAACACUAAGAAACAUUAGAGAUUUCCUGGGAGUGAAAUUUGUUAUAAAACCAGAGCCGACCACAAACACUGUCAUUUUAAAAUGUGUUGGUUGUGGAUUGAAAAACAUGUCAAGAAAGUUUUCAUGAGCAGCAGGAAAGAAAGCUCCAGUAUUUGAUUUACAAAGGCAAAUCUACUGUUGUUCAAAUUUUGGUAGUAGUAUCAUUUAUUUGUAUUGUUUUGGUGCAUCAUUUCUCAAUUUGAUUAUUACAGUUGCUAAAUUUACUGCAUGUCGCUUUCUGCCUAAGAUUUAUUGUAUAAUGUUGAAGCAUUUAAUUAGUUCAGGCUAUCACGGAGCUGCAGAAGGAAACCUGUUAUUUCACAGAUGCAAUUUGUUCAUGAGGAAAACCUUAGUGGAAGUUGCUUAUUAGAGAUAUUUUGCUGUAUUUUGCUUUCUGCUCAAGUUCAUUUAAACUUGUCGUGUUGCUUCCCUUUUCUUUCUGUGUCUUGAGAUGCUAGGGGGCAACUAGAUGUAGGUAUUUUUAAAUUAGUCACAUAGACU
Phalaenopsis equestris is the source of this 1650-nucleotide messenger RNA. Its product is annotated as probable RNA 3'-terminal phosphate cyclase-like protein. The record is from RefSeq and is a predicted model, not a curated record. The transcript is spliced from 6 exons. Gene Ontology annotation, biological process: ribosome biogenesis; endonucleolytic cleavage of tricistronic rRNA transcript (SSU-rRNA, 5.8S rRNA, LSU-rRNA). NCBI's taxonomy places the organism in Eukaryota, Viridiplantae, Streptophyta, Magnoliopsida, Asparagales, Orchidaceae. Gene Ontology annotation, molecular function: RNA endonuclease activity. Bases 101 to 1237 code for a protein of 378 amino acids. Gene Ontology annotation, cellular component: nucleolus.